AUGGGAAACGAAGAAUGGCAAAACCAAACAACUGUUUCUGAAUUCAUUCUCUUGGGAUUUGGGGAUCUCCCCCAACUGGAGCUGUUUCUUUUCCUGCUCUUCUUUGUUAUUUACUUAGUAACCAUGGCUGGGAACCUUCUCAUUGUUUUGUUAGUUCUGGCUGAUCAACACCUUCAAACACCCAUGUAUUUCUUCCUGGGAAACUUGUCCUUCUUGGAAUCCUGCUACAGCUCAACUAUCUUGCCCAGAAUGUUGGCUAGCCUUUUUACAGGGGAAAGGGGUAUAUCUGUCAAAGCCUGUUUCAUCCAGUUUUAUCUGUUUGCUUGCCUGGGAGGUGCUGAAUGCUACCUCCUCUCUGUGAUGUCUUAUGACAGGUACUUAGCUGUAUGCAAGCCACUGCACUACGCCACACUCAUGAAUGGCCGGUUGUGCCUGUAUUUAGCAGCCAUUUCUUGGGUCAGUGGGAUUUUAGUUAGCACAAGCACAACCCUUUCAGUGACUUUAUUAUCUUUUUGCGGCCCCAAUGAAAUUGAUCAUUACAUGUGUGAUUUAUCCCCAGUCAUAAAGGAAAUCUCCUGCAGUGACACUUACAUUGUAGAAAUGACUGCAUUCAUAUUCGCCUGCGCAUUCACCCUGCCUCCCUUUUUACUCACACUAAUGUCUUAUAUGUUGAUAAUUGUGACAGUCCUCAGAAUCCCAUCUACCACUGGGAGGCAGAAGGUCUUCUCCACCUGCUCAUCACAUCUCAUUGUGGUUGCCCUUUUUUAUGGAACUCUAAUGCUUGUCUAUAUGCUUCCACGUUCAAGGAAUCUGAGAUACGUGAAGAAAGUCUUCUCCCUCUUCUACACAGUCUUGACUCCUAUGCUUAAUCCCCUCAUAUAUAGUUUAAGAAACAAGGAAGUGAAGAAAGCCAUGGAAAAGGGUUUCAGAAAGUUUACUAUCCGCAUGGUGUUUCAGAAAUUCUGUUUUUAA
This is a messenger RNA of Eublepharis macularius, 972 nucleotides long. RefSeq names its product olfactory receptor 10A7-like. Gene Ontology annotation, cellular component: membrane. NCBI's taxonomy places the organism in Eukaryota, Metazoa, Chordata, Lepidosauria, Squamata, Eublepharidae. Gene Ontology annotation, biological process: G protein-coupled receptor signaling pathway. The transcript has a single exon. Gene Ontology annotation, molecular function: olfactory receptor activity; G protein-coupled receptor activity. Bases 1 to 972 code for a protein of 323 amino acids. The record is from RefSeq and is a predicted model, not a curated record.